Messenger RNA from Schistocerca gregaria, 4859 nucleotides. RefSeq names its product serine-rich adhesin for platelets-like. The transcript is spliced from 3 exons. Bases 298 to 4209 code for a protein of 1303 amino acids. The record is from RefSeq and is a predicted model, not a curated record. NCBI's taxonomy places the organism in Eukaryota, Metazoa, Arthropoda, Insecta, Orthoptera, Acrididae.
CAUUGCUACUGUUUUUUCAUGUGACUAAAUAAUUAUAUGGUUGAGGUUCUGAGUGCUAACAGUUUGCUUCGAAAUAGCUCUCUUGUUAUCACUGAAAAGUUCCUAUUAUCAAAUCUUCAAGGUUUUGUGUUAUAGUAGUUGUCAGCUUCGGGAAUGACGUUGCCGUGAAUGUCGCUGGUUUUGCUAAGUUUGGAUGACGCGUAACUAAAUGUCACUUACAUACAGGAGGAACAUCCGACUGAUGCUUGGGAACAACAUAUUUCAUUUCUUGUGUCUGCCUGAGAGUGAAUAGCCAGCAUGAAAACCAGAUCUAGUAGCAGAGGCAGAGGGGAAAGCUGUUCACUCAAGAGGACGAAUGAAUCAAGAGGAAGUGCAUCAGACAUCAGUCAAAGUGCACAGCAUGGUAAUACAAAUUCUAACAGAAGUUUUAUAGGAGUGACCAAAAACAGCAGGAAAAGAAGGCAUUCUGAUGUUACAUGUAGCAGUAAGAAGGCAGCGACUAACUACCAGGAAGAAUCCAAACAUGUCAGUAAGGAUGACCAGCUUACAAAUGUUCUAAAUAAAACAGUGUCAGUGGUGCUAGAGCCACUUGAUAUGGAGAAGCGUAGGAAGAAUGAAUCAAGAGGAUGUGCAUCAGACAUCAGUCAAAGUGCACAGCAUGAUAAUACAAAUUCUAACAAAAGUUUUAUAGGAUUGACCAAAAACAGCAGGAAAAGAAGGCAUUCUGAUGUUACAUGUAGCAGUAAGAAGGCAGCGACUAACUACCAGGAAGAAUCCAAACAUGUCAGUAAGGAUGACCAGCUUGCAAAUGUUCUAAAUAAAACAGUGUCAGUGGUGCUAGAGCCAUUUGAUAUGGAGAAGCAUAUGCAGGCUAAGGUUGCAAAUCGCAAUAAAAAAAAAUGCAUCGGUAAUGACUCUGUCAGAGAUGUCAAAGUAACUGCUAAGAGUUCAGAUGGUUGCAACACAGAAAAUCAAGAGGACUCGAAAACAGGAAGCAGACAAAGGUGUUUGCAGAAAUCCACUCAUCAUGAUGGCAAAGAACUACAUAACAGUGAUCAGAAGAAUGUAGCAUCCCUCAGCUUGAGUGAUGAUGAUGGCCAGGGGUUGUUGGAGAGUUCAACCCAUCAGAGCAGAAGACAGUUGUGGGAUGCUUCCCACAAAAUGAGUUCAGAAUUUCGUCGAGAACGCCGUAAAAUAUAUAAGAAGCCAGUCUGUAUAUGUUGUGUAGGAAAAGAUAACAACAGUGGAAGUGAAAUAAGAGUUGCAAGUGAUGGCUUGAAGGCAAAACAUAACAAACAUAUGGAGAAGAGCAUCAGAAAUAGUGAUGUAAAUAGAACAGCCAGUAGUACCCAAAAAAGAAAAACUGUUGUGGAUGCUUCUCACAGCAAAGUAAAAGAUACUGAUUAUCAGUAUGGAGGCAGACCACUAACUACAGAGCACAGCAGUACAAGCUCUGAAACUGUCACAACUCUCAAGAUGAUGACUGAAGUAUUUAAAGAUGGCCAGUCAUCCAGAAACAGAGAGAUUAUUAACAGCCACAGUAGUAGGAGGUCAGUCACACCAACUUCAUGUUCUGUAGCCACAACACCUUUGCAGAUGAGAGACAGUGCAGCUUCACAACCUGGUCAUGCACUUACACAUUUAGAAAUGGACCCAUACUUGCGUCGACGGUCAGCAUCAGCGCCUCCUCAGUUACAGUUGGGUGACACUUUUCGAAAAACUGUUGAUGUGUUUGCGCGUUUACUUCAGGAUGUGGCAGCACAUCUGCAGAAAUGUGGUGAUACAUUAAGUGACCAUAAUUUUGAGCAUAUGGUAGCUGGUGUUUCUCACUUGGUGUCCAGCUGCACAUGCCAUUCACCCAUUGGGUGUUUGGUAUCCAGCAUUCAUUGUAUGAAUGCAUUAAAAAGAAGACUGGCUGCAGAAUUAAAUGUGAGUUCACUAUCGAAUGGUGAUGCAGUACAGCCAGAGGCAGCAGGCACAGAAUCAAAUGGGAAUUUAAUGGGAAGAUUCCAUCUAGAAGCAAGCAUCAAAGAGAAGACCAAUACAGAAGCCAGUGUAGAAGGAGGUAGUAUAUCUGAGUCUGCACCUCAGUGUGAUGCCACAACAUUAACAAUGAAAUCCAGAAACAUGUUGGCUGCUGAGACCUGCAUAAGCACAUCACACACCACUUCUCUUACUGAAGAGACAAAUGACACACCAUCACCAGUAGGUAGCACUGAUAAUGCACAUAUUGAAGCAAGUAUCGGAGAAACAGCCCGACUGGAAGCAAACACAAAAGAGAGUACCAGCACAACAACAUGUAUAACAGAAGACAGUGUCUCAAAGUCAGCAUCAGAAUAUGGUGCAAUGUCGUCAUCAGUUGAGCCCAUAAUCGUGGUGUCAGCUGCUGGGACAUUUACUAGUACUAGUUCUUCACCCACUGGAGGCACAAAAGAAAUCCUGGACCUACAUGAAGUGGAUACUGUAGUUUCUGAUCAGAAUAAUGUAAAUGACAGAGUGGAUGAUAGAACAGGGUGUGCCAGCUCCAAGAGUAAUGUAAUGUGUGGGAGUGCAGAACGAGAACAAGAUGGUGAACGGAAUACUUUUGACUCCGUCUGUCUCUCUAUGGAAGAGAUUGAAAUAAAGGAAGAAGUUGAAACCUCAGAAAGUGACAGUGAAUCAGAGUUGUCUGAAAAACAGUACUCACAAAAUGGGACAGAAUCUGAUGCAGGUAGUUGUGGUCCUGAAGGGGAAGAGACAGACAGAGAUGAAAAUAUGGUUGAGGUUGAGUGUAACAUUGUCGAGGCCUUAGAUCUAAGUAACCACACCAGAAAUGAAUCACAUAUGGAAGAUCAGAGAAUGGAGGCACAGCAUGAAUAUGGCAAUAACAGCACAGAAAAUGAUGUUGCUCAGGAUGCUUCUAGUAAUGGAGUGAAUACUGCUCCUGCUGUCAACAGGGGAAGUGAUACUGAUGCAGUCAACAAUACUGGAUACAGUGGAGGUAGGGAUGGUGAGGGUGAUGUAUAUUAUGGUGGCAAUGGAAAUGAAGAUGUUGAGGACACAAUUGAUGAACGGUAUGGUGGCCACAUUAAUGAAGACAAUGUUGGGGACGCUACUGCUGAAAAAGUUGUUGCCCAAGGUAAUGAUGAUUGUGUUGAGGGCACCAGCACUGAAGUCAUCGGUGGCCCCAGUACUGAAGGCAGUGGUCAGGACACCAGUGCUAGUAAGCAGGUGUCAGCUGCUGGGACAUUUACUAGUACUAGUUCUUCACCCGCUCGAGGCACAAAAGAAAUCCUGGACCUACAUGAAGUGGAUACUGUAGUUUCUGAUCAGAAUAAUGUAAAUGACAGAGUGGAUGAUAGAACAGGGUUUGCCAGCUCCAAGAGUAAUGUAAUGUGUGGGAGUGCAGAACGAGAACAAGAUGGUGAACGGAAUACUUUUGACUCCGUCUGUCUCCCUAUGGAAGAGAUUGAAAUAAAGGAAGAAGUUGAAACCUCAGAAAGUGACAGCGAAUCAGAGUUGUUUGAAAAACAGUACUCACAAAAUGGGACAGAAUCUGAUGCUGCUGCAUUUGGUCCUGAAGGGGAUGAGACAGAUAGAGAUGAAAAUAUGGUUGAGGCUGAGUGUAACAUUGAUGAGGUCUCAGAUAUAAAUAACCACACAGGAAGUGCAUCACAUAAGGAAGAUCUGGGAUUAGAGACACAGUAUGAACAUUACGACGACAGCACUGGGAAUGUCAUUGCUGAGGAUGCUGCUAGUAAUGCAGCCAGUAUUGGUCCUGUUGUUGACUGUAGAGAUGACACUCAUGGAAUCAACAAUACUGCAUGCAAUGGAAAUCAGGACAUUGAUGGUGACAUGGGUUAUGGUGGCAACAGAAAUGAAGAUGGUGUUGGAGACACCCCUGCUGAAUCUACUCAAGAUGGUGUUGGGGAUAAUGGUGCCACCAAGGAGGGUGACAACAGAAAUGAAGAAAACGUUGGACAUGCCAACAAGAAUACUGGUGCUCAGAGUAAUGGUUAUGCAUGGCUCUUUGAAGGACAGCAUUCUGGUCCAGGCUUUGCAGGGCCUGACUACCGCCUAUAUCGGGACCCAAACAUCAUCUAUGUCCAAGCAUUAAUAUGCACUGUACGGCAAUUAAGAUAUGGUAACCAUCAGGAGAUGAAUAUAGUUUAUGAAGUAAGAACAUACCAGAAUGGAGCCUGGCAAGUGCAGCGUAUACGACCAUUUUAAAUGUACCUACUUUUUAUGAACAUUCUCUCGAUGCAGAAAAAGAUGUUUGCAGAAAUCCUCUCAUCAUAACUACGUCAUAGUGUUCAGAAAAAAGUAGCAUCCCUCAGCUUGAGUCAUGAUGGUGACCAGGGGUUGCUGAAGAGUUCGACACAUCAGAGCAGAAGACAGUUGUGGGAUGCUUUCCACAAAAUGAGUUCAGAAAUUUGAGGAGAGUGCUGUGAAGUAUAUAAGAAGCCAGUUUGUAUAUGUUGUGCAGAAAACGAUAACAACAUUGUAAAUGACAUAAAGAAUUCUGUGACAGUUUCGAGUGAACAGUCUGUGAAUAACCUAAUACAUUCCCCUCUCUGACCUCUAACCCAUGUCAUGCUUGGAUUUUUAUUUGUAGUCACAUAAUAAUUAUCUAGCUGUGAAAAGGAGUAGUGGAUCAUGAUGUGCAAAACCUACAUCUGCUAUGCCAACAGUGUCAGAAAAUACUGUAUUGUUUCUAAUGCAAUUUAAAAAAUUUCUAUAAAUUAAAACAUUAUGACAACAAAUAAUGCAUUGUAGUGAAUUUGAAGAUGUAUGUAUUUUACUGAUACAUGAACAUAGGUACUAACAUUGAUUCUGAAUAUUUGCAUGCCUUAUUUGAAUAUAUCAGUACUUGAUACCUA